CGCACUACGUCGAAACCAGCUUCGGGAAUUGAAAGUUACGAGUAAAAUCACAUAAGCAACAAAGUGUCAAGGACAGUGAUUUACGUUAAGUUUGUCGCCAGUUGUACCGCGUGUCAAAUUAUUAACUUCACAAAAACAAAGUGUUGUGUAAUGAAAACAAUAAUUAUCAUUUUGUGACGCCGGUUGUCAGAAAAAUAGCACUUAUUAGUGACAAGCCAUCGCGACUGUAACGUAAUAACAAAAAUACGAAUUGUACUUCAGCUAACAUGUGACAACGAAUCGAUUGUUGUGAUAACCGUAGAAAAGUCAUUUCAACUGUACUGUAGGUAAUUUCGACAAGACACAGAUCGGUACAGAAACUGAUAACAAUUACUAUAAUCAACAUCCAAAAGUGAUCAAUUGUUAUGGCAACUGAUUGUUACAUACUUCAACUGUGUUUCGGAGAAAUGAAAGAAGGCAAAGUUGUUCAGUGAAUGCACAAUUUUAUUGCAUAAAAUUGACAAAUGAUUUAGCAACGAUUAUUAAAUUAACGACUGUUUUAAUCGCACACGAACAAUAUCACCAAAAAUGAGCGUGUCAUCGAGGUCACCACUCAUUGUCUUGCUCGCUCUGCUAGCAGUACCAUUAGCAACAAUAAAAGGUUCAUCAAAACUUAACAAUCACAAUUUAAUGCAAGAUGGUGAUAAAGUUCAACAAGGGAGAGUCUUGGAAUUGCUUGAUCAGUACGUGAUUCAUGUUGGUAAAGGGAGGGCGGACGAUCACACGGAGACUGUAGAUCUUCUGGAUCAAUAUGUGAUGCACGUGGACAGGGGGGCAGAUCUGGACCUGGAAGCAAGCAGAGGUUCUACCUUGGACGUAGAUCAUCAGCCAGGCGGUCAAAUUCGUGGACCAAGUGACAUCGUGAUACAUAAUUCUAAGGACGUGACAGAUCAGAAAAGUAAAAAGAAUCUCACUCAACAUUUAAAAUCGAAACGUGAAAAAGUUAGAGUUGACAAAUUAAAAACCCUUCGAGCGAUGGACCGUGUGAGAAGGAACCUUAGAGGAGUAGAAAAGGGUGAUAAACUAUUGAUAAAACCAAAGAAUCGUCUGCGAUCGAGACAUGAAAUUCGAGCUAAGAGAAGUCAAAGAAAGACAGACAGUCAUGUAGAAGAGGUGACAUAUUCGAACAGACCACACGAAGUCAGGAAACAGAACAGAGGUGAUGUUAUAGGACGGGCAUCGAAACCAGGACACAGGGCGAAGAGAAGUUUGGGAAAGACCAGUACAAGCAGGGCGGAGGAAAUUACCGAGGCAGAUUCUAGACAGAGGCAUAAUACUGAAGGUGGGAACAGUAUUGGUAACUCAGAAGAAGAAACUGGGCGAAAUUUAGUCUCCGUAACACACUCCGUGAAGCUGGACGAUUUGGUGACCUUGAGUUGGAAGGCGAUGGCUGGAGAAGACUACGUCGAGUUCCUGGUGGAGGCAGCUACUAAAGGCUAUGUGGGAGUGGGGUUCUCACCGGGUGGUGGAAUGACCGGAGCUGACAUCAUCAUCAGCUGGGUGGAUGACAACAGUGGAAAGAUAUACGUUGUGGACUCGUACGGACAGGACACAAAUGGAGCGCCAGUAGCUGACCCAGAGCAGGACUGCACCCUAGUGGGCGGACAUCAGAACGAGAGUCACACCGUGGUCAGAUUUCGGCGCGCUCUGGACACGUGUGACAGUACCCACGACUAUGUGCUGGGGGGAGACACUGUGCGAGUGAUAUGGGCGACGCACGACGCCGACCCGAUGCUGGACGGCGGGGAGUUAGUGGGGAUGACUUGGCACGGCAAGGAACACCGAGGGGUUCGCAGCCUGCAACUCCUGACCCCGCCCGUCAAGAAAGCGGCCCCACGCGGGCUCCAGACACAGAACUGGGACGUCACUCAACGAAACUUCACGGUUCCGGACAACAUGGACACCCUGUACUGGUGCAAGAUAUUCAAGGUGCCUUCACUCCAGAGGAAACAUCACAUUAUCGGCUAUGAGCCAGUGCUGCAACCCGGAAAUGAGCGCUACAUACACCACAUGCUACUUUACGAGUGUGUGGCACCUCACCAUUUUGCAUCCCUGGACUCCAUGUUCCAGAAGUAUGUGGAACACCCAGGAGAAUCCUGCUAUUCCAGCGCGAUGCCUACAGAAUGGGACCAGUGUAUGACCGCCAUCGUGGCAUGGGCCAUUGGCUCUCAAGGUGAAUUCUUGCCUGACCACAUAGGACUACCUCUUGCUGAUGGUGACAGAGCGAAGUAUUUCAUGCUGGAAAUUCACUACGACAAUCCAGGGUUCAGAAAAGUAAAGGACAACUCCGGUAUCAGAAUCCACUACACGGAGGACCUGCGUCAGUAUGAUGGCGGCAUCCUGGUGAAUGGAAUCACCAUCACGCCCCUUCACAUCGUGCCUCCGUACCAGCGAGAGUAUCGCACGGCAGGCUACUGCAGUUCACAUUGUACCCACAGAAUGUUCCCACAGACGGGCAUCAAGCUCGUGUCAGUGGUUCUGCACUCUCACCUAGCAGGCAAGAAGCUCAGGCUACGUCACAUCCGAGAAGGCCGCGAGUUACCGCGUAUCGCUGAAGAUGAUAACUACGACUUUAACUACCAACAGGCAAGAGUUCUUCCCGAAGAAGUAGCCGUCUUCCCUGGCGAUGAGCUAGUGACCGAGUGCGUGUACCAGACGCCCAACAGGACUGAGCCCACAUUCGGUGGCUACUCGACAAAAGAAGAGAUGUGCCUUGCCUUUGUGUUGUACUAUCCACGCACCCAACUCGCUGCCUGCUACAGUAUGACUCCUGUCAAGUACUUCUUUGAGACUUUCGGUGUUCGCGAGUUCUAUGACAUGGACAUGGACACAGUAGAGAAGAUGUUUCUCGAUGUAAUCCGCCCAGACAAUAAGCAAAGUUCGAACAGAGUAUCGGGGUCUACAGCUGCGACAACGACCAGCACAGCGCCCACUUUCCCAACUGGACCUACAGAUGCUCUGGAUGACGAAGCAAACAAACAGGCAAUCUCAAUGCUAAAGCAAAUGAAAGAAUUUGUGGUGAAGGAUGAAGACGGUAGCCAAGGAAGUUCUGGUGGGCUGUUCGGGGAGCUUGUUAUAAGCAAGCCAGAUGAGUUCCGGAACAGAAGCUUCACAUCUCAUCUGGUUGAGCUACCAUGGACAGAGAGGUUGCUCACCCAACGAGUAGAGGAGUCCUUGUAUGCUGGCAAGCACAUGGUAUUCUGCAGAAAGCAUGAUGACCAGCUUGCUAUUCCGUUGACCAUAACUUCAUUUCCCAACUUUACGGAACUGCCAGACGAAACCAAGAACAAGACAAAAUGUGAAGGGAAGAUCAGGAAUUUCUUGGGCAGUGGCAACACUGCUGUCUCUUCAAUUAAUGGCAUUAAUAACAUUAUACUCCUCCAGUUCACAAUCCAAAUAGUCGUUUUCAUCACAAGGUUUUGAGCAGCAGGCCUUAACACCAGCAACACCAGAAGUAUUGAGCUUCAAUAGACAACGAUCAGUUCUUGAGUUUCUAGUUAUCGAAAAAGGACGUAAACAUGUUCCAUAUUUCACAAAAACACUGGCAUUGUUUGCAGUUUUAUAAUAUUUAAACAGCUAGGUUAACGCCCGAACUAAAUAACGCUUCUUUCCACAAAUAAAAUUUUAUCCUAUUGCA
Molecule: messenger RNA, 3676 nt
Organism: Zootermopsis nevadensis
Lineage: Eukaryota; Metazoa; Arthropoda; Insecta; Blattodea; Termopsidae
Product: MOXD1 homolog 1
Biological process (GO): dopamine catabolic process; norepinephrine biosynthetic process; octopamine biosynthetic process
Cellular component (GO): secretory granule membrane
Molecular function (GO): copper ion binding; dopamine beta-monooxygenase activity
Source: RefSeq, a predicted model, not a curated record